Messenger RNA from Acinonyx jubatus (cheetah), 7725 nucleotides. RefSeq names its product antagonist of mitotic exit network 1 homolog (gene AMN1). Gene Ontology annotation, cellular component: SCF ubiquitin ligase complex. Gene Ontology annotation, molecular function: protein binding. Gene Ontology annotation, biological process: SCF-dependent proteasomal ubiquitin-dependent protein catabolic process. NCBI's taxonomy places the organism in Eukaryota, Metazoa, Chordata, Mammalia, Carnivora, Felidae. The transcript is spliced from 8 exons. The record is from RefSeq and is a predicted model, not a curated record. Bases 239 to 1012 code for a protein of 257 amino acids.
CGGGUGGCAGGAGUUGACGGACGGUCUCUGGCUGCGUUUGGGCGGCCCCGGGACCACGGAAGAGGCUUCCCUGGUCGGCCGCGAUGCCUAGCUCGCGGCGGGUCAGUCAGCUCCUGGAUCUGGAACUGGAGCAGAAAGAGGAAACUGUUUACUGUGGGGAAUACGUGGCACAGGCUGCACAGCUAAGCUCAGAGAAGAGGACCGUAAAGGCCAAGAUGACAAAGACUGAGGAAGAGACAUGGGGGAGCAAAAAAGAUGGCACCAUGGAAAAAAAUGCCUUUGGUGCUUCAUGAAGAAUAUUUCCAGAUAUAUCACAGACAUUAAGCCUUUGCCUCCAAACAUAAAAGACAGACUGAUUAAAAUAAUGAGUACCCAGGGGCAGAUAACAGAUUCAAAUAUAAGUGAGAUUUUACAUCCUGAAGUCCAAACUCUAGAUCUACGGAGCUGUGAUAUUUCAGAUACUGCUCUCCUGCACCUGUGCAACUGCAGAAAGCUGAAGAAAUUAAAUUUAAGUUCCUCAAAAGAAAACAGAAUUUCCAUAACUUCAAAAGGAAUAAAAGCAGUGGCUUCCUCCUGUUCAUACCUGCAUGAAGCUUCUUUGAAAAGAUGCUGCAAUCUCACUGAUGAAGGAGUCCUUGCUCUUGCACGUAACUGCCGGCUACUAAAGAUAAUUGAUUUAGGUGGCUGUUUAGGUAUUACUGAUGUGUCCUUACAUGCAUUAGGAGAAAACUGCCCAUUUUUGCAGUGUGUUGAUUUCUCAGCUACGCAGGUGUCAGAUGAUGGGGUGGUUGCACUUGUUAAUGGACCUUGUGCCAAGAAAUUAGAGGAGAUUCAUAUGGGACAUUGUGUGAAUCUGACUGAUGAAGCUGUAGAAGCUGUCCUCACUUGCUGUCCUCAGAUACGUAUAUUACUCUUCCAUGGAUGCCCCCUAAUAACAGAUCAUUCACGAGAAGUCCUGGAGCAAUUAGUAGGCCCAAACAAACUAAAGCAAGUGACUUGGACUGUUUAUUGAUGCUUAUUGAAGCUUAUCAAAGCAAUGAUCUUCAUACUACAUUCCCAGGAAACAAUGGUUUUUGAGAUUGGCUUUCCAAUAAUGUGGUUUUUGCUUUGAAGUUAACCAGACUCUUAAACAUUUUAAUAGUGGUAUUAUUCUAUGUUUGUUUGAGGAGUCAUUGUUUUUGACAUGGUAAGCCUAGCAUGCCCUCUGAUGUAUUCGGGGGUGGGGGUGGGGGGAGUAUUGUGUUUGUUUCUUAAAUAACAAAGUUUUAAAUUACCAGUUUUCCCUGGAGAUUUCCUUCUCCUACUUACAUAUUUGAGCCAUUGUAAGAGAAAUUUUACCAAUAUGAAUAACCAUUAGAAUUCGAAGUAUCUCUAAAGGCAUAAUUACCUUCCUAACUAUUUUCUGGCCCCUACCUUCCUGAAGUAUUUAAGUGCUCAUUGGCUAAAAGGAAAGCUGAACAUCAGGCCUUUAAAUCUUCCCAGAAUUCAAUAUUUCAAUAAAAGAAAGAAAUAUAAUAGUUUAAUGCCAUAAACCCAUGACAUCAUACACCUCAGCCAUUCAGCAUAUGAAUGUUACUGAGGCCCUUGCCCAGCCACUUACUUUUUAUGGCUACUUUUUCCAAAUACGUGCUAUGUAUCUAUGAAAUUUCUUCCUUAAAAACUGCAUUCAGGAAUUUGUAAGAAUGAGUAGCUACAAAAUAUCAUUAUAGAGGCUGUUUCUAAAGCUCUGUUGGUUUCACAUUGUGAAACAAAUAGCACAGGUCUUAGUUUUCAAACGUAUUGCUCUUUUAUUAUCAUACGUAUACAGUGAAAUAUACAGUGUUUAAACUACCCCCAAAUUCAGAAUAUUCCCUGUGCCAUGAGCCUGUCUCAGUGGGACUUUCUUAAAGAUUUUCUAUUUUAACUCUGAAGUAGUGCAAAAGAAGGGAAGUAUAGCAUAGGCAAAAUUCUUCUACAUGUUUAGAAGGAGGGUUUACACAGUCAACUCUAUUUCUUGACCUUACUAUUGAUUACUUUAUAAAUAUGGUAUGUUUAUAGUAUGGAUAUAUAUAUUGCCCCUCAAAGGUGGUACAUAUGUAUAUGUGUAAAAUGGGUAAAGCCUGUUUUACCUGUGAAUUUUCUUUUAAGUAGGUUCCACCAAUGUGGGGCUUGAACUCAUAACCCUAAAAUUAAGACUCACCUCCUCUACGAACUGAGCCAGCCAGCUACCCCUAAAGACAAAUUCAAUAAAAUUUAAUAGUAAAUAUCAAACAAAGUAGCUUUUUCCUCUCUUGGGGAAACAAGUUUUAAGAUCUGAAGAUCAGCUUUUUAGGGUCUGUAAAGGAUUAUCUUCCUAAAGCACUUUGCAGUUUAAUAUUCUUGACUUUUUAUAUUGCUGGUUGUAUUAGCUAUUUCUAUUUAAAAUUUCAGGACCCCGUGCCUAUCUAUCUCUAUCAUCCUCACCUGUUACCUUGAUCUCUAUUUUUCUCCUUACCAUCUAUCACCAUCUGACAUCUUGUCUAUUUUUUGUUUACUGUCUGUCUCCCCACCCUAGAAUAUAAGCUUCACAAAGACAGAAAAAAUUUUUUUCCCGUUGCUGUAUUCCCAGUACCUAGAACAGUAUCUGGUACAUAACAAACACCCAAUAUUUGUUGAAUUGAUGGACACAGAAAAAAAUAAAGGACAAAAAUAAAUAAAUAAAAAUAAUCUCCGUACUUCCAGUUUCCAGUCUGAUGUUAUAAAGAGAUUGGAAGUCAUCACUCCUGUCCUCGAAAGAUAAAAGCUGAACAAACUGAAAGUCAUUAAGUGCUACAAUACUCCUUGUACUAUAAGUGGACUCGGCCUAGUCAUAAAUGUAUACCACUAAAAAAAAUUUUUUUUAGUAUGUAUAAUUGAUAUCCUAAGGGAAGAGAGAAAAUCAUAGAAAAUGCUCAAUUAAAAGCAGAGAAGGCACAGGGCACCUGGGUGGCUCAGUCAGUUAAGCGUCUGACUUCAGGUCAGGUCAUUAUCUUGCAGUUGGUGAGUUUGAGCCCCACUUCACGCUCUGUGCUCACAGCUCAGAGCCUGGAGCCUGCUUCGGAUUCUUUGUCUCCCUCUCUCUCUGCCCCUCCCCCUGUGCUCUCUCUCUCUCUCUCUCUCAAAAAUAAACAUUAAAAAAAAAUUUUUUUUUUAAAGCAGAGAAGGCAGGGGGCACCUGGGUGGCCCAGUCAGUUAAGCGCCUGGCUUUGGCUCAGAUCAUGAUCUCACAGUACAUGAGUUCGAGCCCUGCAUCAGGCUCUGUGCUGACAGCGCAAAGCCUGAAACCUGCUUCAGAGUCUGUGUUUCCCUCUCUCUGCCCUCCCCUGCUCACACUCUGUCUCUCGCUCUAUCUCUCUCUCAAAAAUAAACAUUAAACAAAAAAAACUUUAAAGCAGAGAAGGCAGGACAAGAGUAGAACACCAAAAGGAAACCAGGAACUCGGGCAACAAAUAGGAAACAGUUACAAAUAUGGAAGAUAUUAAUCCAACUAUAUCAAUAACCACUUUAAAAUUGAAUGGUCCUUUUUUAUUAUUUUUUUUAAUGUUUAUUUAUUUUUGGGGCACCUGGGUGGCUCAGUUGGUUAGGUGUCCAACUUCAGCUCAGGUCAUGACCUCACAACUCUGUGGGUUUGAGCCCCGCAUCUGGCUCUGCACUGACAGCUCAGAGGCUGGAGCCUGCUUCGGAUUCUGUGUCUCCCUCUGUCUCUGCCCCUCCCCUGCUCAUGCUCAGUCUCUCUCUCUCUCUCUUUCUCUCAAAAAUAAACAUUAAAAAACAUUUAAAAAAUUUAAAAAUAAAUGUUUAUUUUUGAGAGAGAGCACACGCAAGCAGGGGAGGGGCAGAAAGAGGAAGACACAGAAUCUCAAGCAGGCUCCAUGCUCUGAGCUGUCAGCACAGAGCCCGAUGCGGGGCUUGAACCCAUGAACCGUGAAAUCAUGACCUGAGCCGAAGUUGGACAUUUAACUGACUGAGCCACCCAGGCGCUCCCUGAAUGGUCCUUUUUUAAAAAAAAAAAAGGAUUUUUUUAAGUAAUGUCUACACUCAACGUGGGGUGAGAUCAAGAGUCCCAUGCUCCACUAAUUGAGCCAGCCAGGCACCACUAAAUGUGAAUAGUCUUAAUACAAACCUGUUUGUUAAACUAUGAAGUCCUUCACGGCUCACCAUUAUAUACAUGGGAGAUUUUAAAAUAAGUAACAUUUGGAUACCUCAACGACCUUCUUGUGCCCUCCCAAUAAAUCACCAAGAGAGGAUAAUAGAAGCAGGGUUCGUAGAUAUUUAGGCUUAAAUCUUCUCUUUGUCUCAGGUUAAUUUCCACAGUGCUCCAGAGUGUAAUUUUCUCCCAUUUUUCUUUCUUAUCUUGCUAAGAAGGGCAAUAAUCAGCAGAAUACUCUGAAUCUUCAAAGGAUAUGUCAAUAAAACUCUUUCCUCUCAAAUAUCAUCCAAUGCCAUUGUAGCCUAUAAUUUCUAUUAAUUUUAACCAAGGCUGAAUAAAAAUUUACAGUUGAUAAUGUUUGAGACCAGUAACCAGCAGGAAUUAGAUGCAGAAGAGUUGUUUCAGUAGGCUGGAAUAAAUUCUGACUUCCAAGUUCAAGAAUCCCAAGUUCCUCUGCAGCCCCAGCUCCAAAAUUCCCAUCUAAUUAUCCUAUUUUCCUAUUUAAGCAACAACUUGUCCUUUACUGCUUUCUGCACAUUUCUGCUGUAUGACUAUAACUGAUCACAUCUCCUUGGUACCCUAAUCCCAGUGGCAUGCAUGUAUUAUUAGAAAGCUUACAUAUAAUGCGUAUGUUAUAAAUAAUUCCUAAGCAGUGUAUAAGAACGUGAGAGCACAUUAGAAAGGCUGCAUCUUCUACUUCACUUGUAACAUAUAUGAUGCUGGUGUUUAGUUUUAAAUUAGAGAAUAGAAAAUGUAGUACAUAGGGGCACCUGGGAGGCUCAGUAGGUUAAGCGUCUGAUAUCAGCUCAGGUCAUGAUCUCACAGUUCAUGAGUUCAAGCCCCGCGUUGCCUUGCUGCUGUCAGGGUGGAGCCCUCUUCAGAUUUUGUCCCCCUCUCUCUGCCCUUUGCCCACUUGUGCUCACUGUCUCAAAACUAAACAUUAAAAAAAGUAAAAAAAAAAAAAAAAAAAAGGAAAAGAAAGAAAAUGUAGUACAUAUAAUUAGUACAAAAUUAUAAGACCCAAAGGUAAAAUCUAGGUCUCCCUCCCACCCCAGUCUACCAGCUAUCUGGUACCCUACCCCGAACACAACCACUGUUACCAGUUACUUAUUUAUCUUUUCAGGGAUAGUCUAUGUAUGUUGCAAGCAAAUAUGUAUUUUAUAUGUGAACAUAUAUGUAAGUACAUAUGUAUAUCUCUUCUAUAUAAAUAGUGGUAUACUGUACAUAUUCUUCUUUACAUUCUCAUUUAUGUCAUAGGGUUUUUUCUGAUUUAUCAGAUCCUGACAACCUGGGACAUGUAGUGGCAGCAUAACCAAUUUCUAGCUAACCUUAGCGAGACAUAAAGAGGCAUCAUAAGGUGUCACAGUACAGAGUAUGUAGGAAAUUCUAGAAUCUUUAUUUUUAUGCAUGACUGUCCAUUGAGGUCCUAUUAUAUAUUAUGUACUUUAUGCUUUCAUUUAAUAUAAUAGCCUUUGAGGUGAGGUUUACUAAGUUUUGUUACAAUUUUAUAGAUGAGGAAAUUAGAGCUCAGAGAGCUUUACCUGAAAAUCCCAACUAGAAAGUGACAGAGUUGCCUGACUCCAAAGCCCAUGUACUCUGUACCAUGUUAACUGCAUCUUUGAUCUUUACAGGUGAUUUUUUGGAAAUACAGCAUUCUUAUAUAUUUUGUAUUGUGUUUAAUUCAAAGAUAUAUCAUAUAGUUGUCCUCAACUACACAAACAGACUUUGCUACACUUUCUCAUUUCUCUCCACUACUUAAAUUACAUGUUGCUACCAUUUUGGUACUGUCUUUUAUAGUUCUAUCCCUACAGCAGUAAAACUAGAAAAUUGCAGGUAGAGAUUUGUAUAUUUGGCAUAAUGCAGAACUACGUGACAAUGGCUGACAAAACUUUAAGCCUUCACAUUUUGGAAACAAGAUUUGCCAUUUAACAGGAAUGGCAUGCUCUAAACUGGCAGGUCUCUUAGGAGUAAACCCAAACAUAGCUAUAUUCAUCUUAGAAGCACUUGGACAACUCAAGGCCGAAAAUCCCAUACUGUGCUUGUUGUCAAUCCAUUGUUUUCCUUCCUAGUAGGCUCUGGAAGUGAAUAUUCUACCACUUUGUGCAGCUGAUGUUGAAUGCUAUGUCCACUGAACUGGGGUCGCCCAGGGUCACCAAUCAGUACUCGAGUUCUGUGAGUCCAAAAGCAACUCUUCAGCCAUUGAUGAAGACUGUCUGCAAGGUCUUCAUCAUAAAACAUGUCUCCAAGCACAACAAGGUCCCACUUAUCUUGUUCCAAAUCCAAAAUGUUUUUGGUUAAAAUUGGAAAAGGAUUCAGUUGGUUCAAUUCACAAUUCAGUGUGAUAGCCAUUCCUGCAACUUUAAAAAGAACAAAAUGCAUUGGUAUAUGCUGGGCAGUUUUGAUUCCCUAUUGGUUCAUUUAAGUGAUUCAGAAAAUCUCCUAACAAUAUUUUUUCCCUUUUGUUGUAAGUUGUUUUUUAGGUAAAGCAGUUUACACCAAUAGAAACCAUUUACUGCUUCAGAUAUAUGAAUGGAUAUCCUGAAAACAAAACAAAACAACACAAAACACCUAAAACUGUGGAGGUUUUAAGGAACAUUUGCUGACCUAGAAACCAAGAGGUUUGGUUUGUUAGUCUAGAAGACAGGGAAACAAACCUUGGGCUUGAGCAAUGUGGCAAGUUAGAACUGAGACCCCUGUAUAAAACAAGAUCUUCAAGAGCUAAAUCCUCGGUAAAACUGAAAACUAAAAGAAACUCGGAUGAAAUUAAAACUUACCUGUCUCAACUUGGGUUUUAAUGGACUAAAAUCUCCCUUAAGAACCCAAGGCCUCUCCUCACUUCGGUUUGGGGUCAAAUACACACAACCUACAUAUUUCAGGAAAUUCGCAGCCCAGAAAUUAACGUGAGUGCUCCCAGGCUCCCAAGUGGUAUCGCCUUGGGAUAUCUGACAGACAUAAAUAUAAAUCCUGUUAAGAAAAAUGUACUUAAUUCAGGCCUCACAGGAUCCUCACAGAUAAUAUCAAUAUCCCACUGAACAUAAGUUCACGAUAUCAGAUUACAAAAUACGCAUGGAAAUAAGCUAUCACGUUGAGGCAUCUAUAGAUAUUUAUCCUGAAAGAAAAUAGAGUUUUAAAUAUUUUUAAAUAUGAAAUCCUUACUAGGGUCUAUGUCGUUGGCCAAGAUCCUCGAUGCCCCGCCCAUCUUAGCAGCAAUAGCUGUAGCUCCACAUCCACUCCCAAGAUCCAAUACAGACCUUCCUCUGACAACAUCAGGAUUAUCCAAAAGAUACCUAAAUAGAAAGAAAGAAAAAAAAACACUAUCUGAGAUGGGAGAAGGUCAGUAAGAAGUAUAAAAGAAAUGGCGGAGUGCCUGGGUGGCUUGGUCAGUUAAGCGUCCGACUUCGGAUCAGGUCAUGAUCUCACCGUCCAGGAGUUCCAGCCCCGCGUUGGGCUCUGUGCUGACAGCUCAGAGCCUGGAGCCUGUUUCAGAUUCUGUGUCUCCCUCUCUCUCUGCUCCUCCCCUGUUCAUGCUCUGUCUCUGUCUCAAAAAUAAAUAAACGUUAAAAAAAAAAAUUUUUUUU